AUGGAGACGGUUGAUACGACUAAGCGCCUAGCGCACUUGCGCGAGUUGAUGCAAAAGCACAAAGUGGAUAUCUACAUAGUUCCCUCAGAGGACAGCCACCAGUCAGAGUACAUCGCGCCCUGCGAUGCUAGAAGAGAACAUAUCUGUGGAUUCAGCGGUUCUGCAGGCACUGCUGUCAUUACACUUGACAAGGCUGCUCUAGCAACAGAUGGUCGAUACUUCAACCAAGCCUCCAAGCAGCUCGAUGCCAACUGGUUACUAUUAAAACAAGGUCUAGAAGAUGUCCCUACCUGGCAAGAAUGGACGACAGAGCAAGCAGAAGGGGGCAAGACCGUCGGUGUCGACCCUACCCUUAUUACCUCUAUAGAUGCUCGGAAAUUGAGUGCAACUCUGAAAAAGCAAUCGCACGCAACCCUGGUUGGGGUCUCAGAAAAUCUCAUUGACCGCAUUUGGACAGAUCGACCGAAUAGACCAGCAGAGCCCGUUAUUGUUUUAUCUGAUAAGUAUGCUGGCAAAUCAUUCCAGGAGAAACUUGAGGAUCUUCGAAAAGACUUGAAAAAGAAGAAGUCGGCCGGCAUGGUGGUGUCCAUGCUCGAUGAAGUUGCCUGGCUUUUCAACCUUCGAGGCAGUGAUAUUCCGUAUAACCCUGUCUUCUUUUCUUACGCUGCAGUCACUCCAAACUCAGCAACAUUGUAUGUUGACGCCGCCAAAAUCGGUCAGGAGAUCAGAGACUUUCUAGGUGAAUUUGUGGAGAUCAAACCCUAUGAUGCCUUAUUCUCCGACCUCACCGCUAUUGCCGAGACUGCGGUCAAUGAGGCUGACGCUAACAGUACCACCAAGUCUAAACCCCAAAAGCUCCUACUAUCAAAUAAAUCGUCGUGGGCCUUGAGCCUGGGGCUUGGUGGUGAAGAUAAGGUCGAAGAAGUACGAAGUCCUAUCACUGACGCCAAAGCCAUCAAGAAUGCCACUGAACUGGAGGGAAUGAGACAGUGUCAUAUCCGAGAUGGUGCCGCGUUGAUUGAAUAUUUUGCCUGGUUGGAAGAUGAACUAGUCAACAAAGGCAAGACUUUGGAUGAAGUUCAAGCGGCAGACAAAUUGGAGGAAAUUAGGUCGAGAGGAGACCAUUUUAAAGGCCUAUCCUUCCCGACUAUCUCGUCGACCGGUCCAAAUGCUGCUGUCAUUCAUUACUCUCCCGAACGCGGCAACUGCUCCAUUGUGGAUCCAAAGGCAAUUUAUCUCUGUGAUUCUGGGGCACAAUACCUUGACGGAACUACUGAUACCACACGGACACUCCACUUCACCAAGCCUACAGCAAUGGAAAUCAAAGCGUAUACUCUAGUCUUAAAAGGCGUUAUUUCACUUGAUCGAGCUGUCUUCCCCAAAGGGACUACAGGUUUCGCCAUCGAUGCUUUUGCAAGACAGCAUCUAUGGCGUGAAGGUCUUGAUUACCGUCAUGGUACAGGACAUGGGGUCGGCUCAUUUCUCAAUGUCCAUGAAGGUCCCGUUGGUAUUGGGACUCGAGCUGCCUAUUCCGAGGUGGCCCUAAGCAUCGGGAAUGUUAUUUCCGACGAACCUGGAUACUAUGAAGAUGGCAAUUUUGGUAUUCGUAUAGAAAACAUGAUUAUGGCCCGGGAAGCGACCACGAACCAUAAGUUUGGCGACAAGCCAUGGAUCAGCUUUGAACAUGUCACCCUAGUACCGAUGUGCAGGAAGUUGACUGAUCCUAAGUUGCUGGACCCCGAGGAGAUAGACUGGCUGAACGACUAUCACAAGGAGGUGUGGGAGAAGACAAGCGGUUUCUUCAAGGAUGAUGAACGGACGACGAAGUGGUUGACACGAGAGACAGCCCCAAUCUGA
Molecule: messenger RNA, 1857 nt
Organism: Exophiala aquamarina CBS 119918
Lineage: Eukaryota; Fungi; Ascomycota; Eurotiomycetes; Chaetothyriales; Herpotrichiellaceae
Product: xaa-Pro aminopeptidase
Exons: 2
Coding region: 1-1857 (618 amino acids)
Molecular function (GO): metalloaminopeptidase activity
Source: RefSeq, a predicted model, not a curated record